Molecule: messenger RNA, 1665 nt
Organism: Botrytis porri
Lineage: Eukaryota; Fungi; Ascomycota; Leotiomycetes; Helotiales; Sclerotiniaceae
Exons: 4
Coding region: 1-1665 (554 amino acids)
Biological process (GO): regulation of gene expression
Cellular component (GO): nucleus; cytoplasm
Molecular function (GO): mRNA binding
Source: RefSeq, a predicted model, not a curated record
AUGGCCGAUCAACCUAGCAUCACAUCUAUCCUGGCUGCUUUGGCAGCGCAGCGUCCCAAUGCGACCCCUCCGCAGAAUCAGCAGCCUGCAUACCAGCCUCCUCAACAGCCAAAUCCCUAUGCACAAACCGGCGGCUACUCCCUACCUCAACCUACAAACUCGGGCAGUGUCGAUCUCAGCGGUAUCAAGCCUGUAAGCUCCGGAACUGUUAGUAUUCAAGAUGCCAUCGCGAAGGCGAAGGUGAUUGCUGCUGAAAAGGGCGUUGCCUACGACAGAGCUCCAUCUUAUGUUGGACAACCCCCCAUGCCUUCUGGAAGACCAUACAGCCCAAGAUCUAGAUCCAGGUCACCUCAACCAACACGUCGCGAUGCCUUUCGCGAUAAUUUCAACCCAUAUCGCGAUGAACGCCGAGGCCCACCAGGAAGAGAUUAUCGCGAACGUUCAUUCUCUCCCGGAGUACGAGGCAGAGGCCCAUCCGAUGCUUUCCCACCGCCACAUGGAGGUGCAGGCGGAUAUGCUCGUGAACGUUCCCCAAUACGCGGCGCAGAAGACAACGUUGAAUCGAUCUCAAUCGAGUCGAAUCUUGUGGGGUUGAUCAUUGGUAGACAGGGCGAGAAUUUGAGAAGAGUAGAAUCAGAAACUGGUUGCAGAGUACAAUUCAUUACUGGCCCUGAUGAAACUGGUCCUUUCAGAACCUGCAAAAUCACUGGUCCUCGUGCUCGCAGAGCAGAUGCCAAGGCUGAAAUUACUCGCAUUAUUGACGACAGUGGUUUGGGCCCACUCUCAGAUCGAGCUCCAAGAGAACAGAAUGCCACCCGAGAUUCAUCUCAUCAACCUGCAUUGAGAGACGGCGAGGAUAGCAUGCAAAUCAUGGUUCCAGAUAGAACAGUUGGUCUUAUUAUCGGCCGCGGUGGAGAGACUAUCAGAGAUCUUCAAGAGCGAAGCGGCUGCCAUGUCAACAUUGUUGGAGAGCAGAAGAGCGUCAACGGACUUCGACCAGUCAAUCUCAUCGGUACUCGAGAGGCCGCUGCCAUGGCUAAAGAUUUGAUUAUGGAGAUUGUCGAGAGUGAUAGUAAGAGCGCACCAAAGGAGCGUGCACCCGCCCCAAGAGAGAACAACCGUGAUGCUGGCUAUGGUGGUGGUUAUGCUAGUGGUGGUGCUAGCGGUGGUGGUCAAGGAGAUAAGAUCAAUGAUUCAAUCUUCGUACCUUCCGAGGCUGUAGGCAUGAUUAUCGGCAAAGGCGGUGAAACGAUCAAAGACAUGCAGAACACGACUGGUUGCAAGAUCAAUGUAACCCAGUCUUCGGGCCCAGGUGAGGUUGAACGUGAAAUUGGGCUUGUAGGUUCCCAGCAAGCUAUAGCAGCUGCCAAGCGAGCCAUUGAAGAUAAGGUUGAUGCUGUGCAACAGAAAAACAAUGGUGGUGGUGGCGGCGGUCAUCGUAAUAACCGUGGACAACAAAAUCAACAAAAUGAAUAUGGAGACCGCGGCUAUUCCCAGCAAUCAUAUGCCCAGCCGCAAGGACAACCAGGACAACAAGCUCCCCCAAGUGGCGCCGACGACCCAUAUGCAGCUUAUGGUGGAUACGCCAACUAUGCACAGCUUUGGUAUCAGGCAUUGGCCGCGCAAGGUCAAGGUGACACGACCAAGCCGCCAGGAACUUCGUAA